Molecule: messenger RNA, 1504 nt
Organism: Cylicocyclus nassatus
Lineage: Eukaryota; Metazoa; Nematoda; Chromadorea; Rhabditida; Strongylidae
Source: the annotation of a GenBank genome assembly
AUGGCUAUCUUUGUUAUUUGGAUAGAGUACGGCGUAAUUUGCAUCUUGUCGAACCUUAUUGAUAUGCUUUUAGAACCACGUCAAUCAGAAACAGCUGCAAAUAAGAUGGGAAUGUAUUUGAGGAAUAAUGAACGCAAAACGGCUGCUGAUUUGCAGUACCAUUUGUGCUUCAUAUGUGGUGAUUUAUUCCGAGAAAGACAUGAUUACCAGAAACAUCUCAUUACACAUCAGUCGUUCGCUUUGGUUUAUCAAAUCUAUCAUUGGGACAAGACUGAGAGCGAGAGAAAAGCUAACGAAAAACUGAGAAAACCUGACUCGAAACCGGGUCGUGUUGGACAUACCGUUUCGGAUGAUUCGAAUAGAAAUAAAGGCUCCCCGGCUUUGCGACAAUCAGAAGAACUAGAGCGAGAAAUGAGGCAGCGAGCUAAGGGCAAGUCUAGGGGUGUGGAUAAGCUUGAGAAAUCACAUCGGGAAGAACGCCGACAGUACAUGAGGGAGCGGGAACGAGAGGAAGAAUUGCAAGCGGAGCGAGAGCGUCAGCGCAAGAUAGAGGCAGCUAGAAAACGAAGAGAGUUGAGGAAACGCAAAUUGGAUGAGCAUACGGCCAUGGCCGCCAUGCGAGAUCAAGCGGUACCUAUAGCUAAGCGGAGACCACCAACCCGAGAAAAAGCAACUGAUUCAACUCCUCUUCACUCACCUGCACUCUCGUCAGAACCCACGUCGUCAUCGCCAGCAGUACCUCCUCCGCGGGAGAUCGAGCUUCCGCGUAUCACAAACACAGGCUACAGCAUUGGUCCACUUCAGCGCGAAAAAUGUCCGUACUGUAUGACCAAGGAGUCGUUCAACAGACCAGUCGAGGCUAUAGAACACAUCGUAGACCAUGGUGGAAGCAUUUUGGAUGUGAAACUAUCGUUUUACGAUGAUGAUAAACUGCUAGCAACGGAGACGCAACUUACCGGCGAGAAAUGCAAUGUCUGCGAUGUGAAUUUCGACUUUCCUACACAAUACUAUCUGCAUUUGCUUCUGAAGCAUCGGAUGGAAGUGACCUCGUUCUAUAUACCGAACUACCCGAAAGCUAAUAAUGUGAAAUUUGUGACCGUUAUGAUUUAUCGUAUGUAUCCCGAGUAUACAAUCGAGUUCCGUGAAGUUAUGCCAAAUGCUAGACCCCGUACAGCAGAACCACCCCGAAAUACUGCUCCUGUGGAAAGUAGUAGUGGUAGUUCAAAUGUUGAGCGAUCUCAAAUUGCCCCCAGUAGUGAUCCAGUUGUUGCUGAACCAGAAGUAGACCAAUCCAAAUCUUCGGUAAGCGCUUCUUCAGAGCAGUCUACGGAUGUCCCGAAGGAGCACACUGCCGAAAAUCCGCCUGAAAAAGGGGCAUCUGUAUGAUAAUAGCAUAUCUUAAUGUUUUUCCAAUUUGCUAAUUGCAUGCCUUUUUUUGGACAUUUGAGCAUUAUGAUGGUCAAGCUCUCUUAUCUGUCUUCAUGACUUAUAGUAUAAAACUUGA